CGCCCCGCCCCGCCCGCGCGCCGCGCCGGGAGAGCCCCGGGCCCCGACCCCUCCCCCCGGACUCCCGGCCCGAGAGCGGGACCCGGGCGGCGAGGGUGACUGGGCUGCGGCGCGGGGCCGGGUCCUGGGCAGGGAGGCUCGGCGGCCUUUUUCUUUCUCUGCCCCCGCCCCUCUCUCUCCUUCCUCCUCGCUAGCCCCGCCGGCGGCGGCCGAGUUCGGCACUCUCGCCUCGCCUCCUCCCCCACCCGGGGACCCUCUCCUCUCCCCUCCCCUCCCUCGCCCGCUCCUCCCGCCGCCUCCUCCCUCCCGGAGCGGCUGGCUGCGAGGAGGCGUAACGGAAAGCCCCGGCGGGGGAAGGCUGCGAGCUCGGGGCCGGAGACGCAGAGCCGGGCCGGGUGAGUUGGAGUCGCCGGGCCCCGCGCGUGCUGCAGGAGGGAGAGCCCGCAGCCCCGGCCAGGUAAACUGGGAAGCAGACUCUUGAAUUCACAGCUGACUUGUGGUUUUUGCAUCUCGUUAAAGCGCACUCAUCAUACAGGUGGCAUUUUUCUGAAGUUGAUCAUUGAGACUUACCAGCAUUCCUACAGAUAUAAUAGGUGAGGCCGCGCUCGGAGCUCUGACAUGGCAGCAUGACGGCCCCGGCCCGCGCUGCCACAGGCCGGCCAGAGGGAGCCCCAGGCUGUGGGAGUGAGCGCCCGGAGCAGCGACUUCGUUCUGCGGCCGCCUGAGCCUCCUUCCCCCCCGGCCUGCUUUUAUUAUUCACCCCGUGGACUCCUGACUUUUCCGCCUGGAACAUCAAUAUGUGUCAUGUUAUUGUCACCUGUCGCUCGAUGCUCUGGACCCUCCUGAGUAUUGUGGUGGCUUUUGCAGAGCUCAUCGCCUUCAUGAGCGCCGACUGGCUGAUUGGAAAAGCCAAGAGUCGCAGCGGCGCCGCGCCCGACGACCAGAGCGGAGGCUCGUCGGAGCCCUACCACCCGACCUUGGGCAUCUAUGCCCGCUGCAUCCGCAACCCGGGCGUGCAGCACGUGCAGCGGGAGACGCUGUGCGGGCCCUACGCGGAGAACUUCGGCGAGAUCGCCAGUGGCUUCUGGCAGGCCACGGCUAUUUUCUUGGCCGUGGGCAUCUUCAUUCUCUGCACGGUGGCCUUGGUGUCCGUCUUCACCAUGUGUGUGCAGAGCAUCAUGAAGAAAAGUAUUUUCAACGUCUGCGGGCUGCUGCAAGGAAUCGCAGGACUGUUCCUUAUUCUGGGUUUGAUACUCUACCCUGCUGGCUGGGGCUGCCAGAAGGCCAUAGGCUACUGUGGACACUAUGCAUCGGCCUACAAACCCGGAGACUGCUCCUUGGGCUGGGCCUUUUACACCGCCAUCGGAGGCACAGUCCUCACCUUCAUCUGUGCUGUCUUCUCCGCACAAGCAGAAAUUGCAACCUCCAGUGACAAAGUACAGGAAGAAAUUGAAGAGGGGAAAAGCCUUAUAUGCCUCCUUUAGUUUGGAAGAGACACAAAUGCCACUUUCUACCUAUGUAACCUUGUGAAACAGCACCCCUCUGGUUUCAUCAUCUGAGUCAAGUGAAGAACUAGCCUUUAUCUACCAAAGCCUACAUUCCACAGCCUUGAGCCUUAACAGGACCAAUGAGAGGCAACAGUCAGCUAAGUGAUGGCACUCGAGGACCACAGUGCAAAAUGUCAGAGAUGGAAUAUAAAAAUACUGCAUGAAGCCUGACACAAGUUGACAAGUCUGUCUGACUCCAUCUCCCCCAAGGCUCAACAAAGGAUAAUGAUCUAAACCAUUAAGGCCGCAGUUCUUCUGGUAACAGAGAUUAUGAGCUAGAUUUUCAGGCUAUUUUGAGAUGUGUUUCUGCCACAAGGCUGCAUGCCUGUGAGCAUCUCUGCCUCAGAAUGAGGUUUGGGGGUUGGUGUUUUUGUCUCCUCCUAGUUCUUCCAAGUUUUCUCAGAGACUAAAAAUGAAGACUGCAUGCUUACUGGGGAUAGGGAUGUGUGCUCAAGGGCAUACAAGACACUGCCUCUUAAUUAGCUGACCAAGGGGUGAGCAGGUCAGUGUGGAAUGCUGUUAUGGAACUUAUUCUAGGCUGAAUUCCAGAGUAAGGUAGAUCUAUUGAACUGUAAUUCCAAGAUUUUAGAAAUUUGACUAAGGAAAGAAUAAGGACUUGUAUGAUCAUGAGAAUAAAGAAGAAAAUCCUGCUAGUGAAGACAAACUCAUUCCACUUCCCAGCAGUCAGGCUAGCACCAGUACUGGCCCAGUCUCCUCUUCCAAUGGAGAUCACAUGUUUUUCUCCUAGGGUUAGGAUUGAGCUUUGACUGCCAAAGGAAACCUCACCCUGUUUCCUCAUUCCAGGAACAGAGAUCUCUAGGCCAGCUGUGGCUCAUUCAGAUGUACAGUGGGAGAACUUGCCAGAAUCUCAGCACUUGUGGGGAGACCUCUUCCCACUGGUAACCAUGUGGUAGUCAGCUGUAUUUCCAACCCCAGCAGCAACUGAAUGACAUUCUUUGCAGGAAAAAAGGAGCUAGUCAUCUAAGUCAAGUUUCUCCAGUUACUGGUAUUGAUCCUGAAAGCAGACUAAAAUAACAUUAAAAUUACUGCAAUGGGUAAUUUGCAUCAAAGGCUUCAUACCCAAAAAUGCACAGAGUAGAAAGUUAAUACAAAAAUGAGAGCGAAACCCAGCUUAAAGCACCUGCCUGUAACUGUUUACAAAAAUAAUGGAACACCACUAUUAAAAAGGAUUCAGGAGACUUUAAUCUAGUUUCUGUAAGUUGCCAAUAAAAUGGAUUGAGAAAAAUGGUAUUAGCCAUCACUUUAAAUUUACUUUGGAAUGAUCUCAGUGGCAAGAACCCAGUUGGGUAUUGCCCGAAGCUUCAGAACUGCAGAAUGAUUCAGAAAUUUAAGCAAGUGGAGUUGGACCUGUGAGAUUUCUGGAAGAAUUAAAAGGAUAGGUCUAUUUGGGCUUAUGAAUCUGCUCACGUGACAGCUUGCUUUGUUUUGAAAGCUUAACAAAUAAUUUACUCUGCACCUGCUCUGUGUAAGGUAUUGUAUUCUAAGUGCCAUCAGGCAUAGAACCCUGAUUCAGAUUUUACGACCUUGCCCCAGUGAAUCAUCUUCAGGCUGACUCUAAAACCAUGCCUUGGUGCAAAACAAAUAACUGCUUUAUACGUAGAUGGAAUGGAGUGAAUGAAGUUUGAUUCCCUUCUGGCCUCUGGUCUAUACCACAAAUCAUCCUGUCACACAAAUUAAAAGCUAAGGGCAGGAGGGGUGGUGGUGUAGAACCCGGCCUUAAUGAGUUCACCAGUGUUCGACCAAAGUUCAAAAUAAUCAAGAUGUAGUCCUAGGACUUCUUUUGAAAAGAGAAGGGGUAAAUAGGUAUCCUCAUAGCAGCCCUCGGUACAGCCUCAGGAAACAAUCCUAUCGAACACCACACAGAAAUAGGUUACAGCAGCCAAUGGACAGGGCUUCUGUCCCUGACUGUGCAUUUAUAUGCUCUCACCAAGCCUCAAUGCCCAUAGUAGCUACUUUUUAAACCUGAGCAGUAAUUUUCAUUAAAAAAAAAAAAAUUCCUUUUAUCAGAAGAUUCACUCUAUUUUUUGCUGUAAAAAAUAGAGAACCCAUUUCCUAAUUCCGUAACACUAAUUUUAUACUCUAACUUUCCUUCUUACAGACAAGUUCAAGUCCUGAGCCCUGACACUCCUCUGAGCAUGUCCAUCAUCUUUACUGUCUGAUUGCUCUUCGGCUUAGGUGGUGAUGUAUCUCUGGAACACCCUGAUAACAGUAGUCACAAGUGUAGACCUUACUUGGCCAGUGUUCUACUCCAUCAGUCUGAAUGCUACAGAAAACAAAGCACAUGCACACACACAUAACCCCAAACCACUAAAAACUACUUAAAUGCUGACUUAGUAAUCAGAGAUGGAAUUUCUCUAGCAGAGACAGAGUAAGAAGUAAUGUUGGGCCUUUUAAACCUUCAGUCCAUUAGCUAGGCUUUGGGGAAAAUGGACCAUUAAAAUCAUGCUAGUCUACACCAAAACUGUACAGCUGUUUAAAAACCACUGAAUAUGAGGAAUGUGUUGACCCACACUUUGGUAAUUAAUAUCAAUCACCUCAUCACCUCAGUCUCAAAGUCUAAUACACCUGGACCAUUACUACUACCAGAAAAGUCUUAUUUAUUUUUGCCUGCAUCUGCGCUUAAAGUUUUGUGAUGGGCUGGGCUUCUCAAUGAACUCCAAGAAGGCAGAAAUAUCUGCCUUGGAUUCUGUGGAUUUUUUUAAACCUGUGUGCUAAUUCAACAAUGUUACAUUCAUUGUGUAAGGGUUUUUGUAUAGUUUUCAAACCUCUGUGGUGUAACGAUCUUUGUUAAACAUGUAAAGUGCCAUAGUCUUUUUUUAUGUGUAGCAUAUUUAAAAAAUAUAUAUGUAUAUUAUACAUACACAAGUCUGUGUGAAAGAUGUGCAAUAACAAAGGUGUAUGUAUGUUUUGUUUUUUUUUUUGGAAACUGGACAGGAGUCAGAACAGGGAUUGUUUCUGUUUUGGCAAAGGAGAGAUAAACAUUUUUUGCCUUCAUGGCCUAGUCAUUAACCCGUAACAAUUUAAAUGCUACACAAACCGAUGUGAAGACAAGACUGGUAUGGAAUCAUUUAUUCCUGGGUCUAAAUUAAAAUAAUCACUAGAUUUACAUGAAAAUUAAGCCAGCACCAGGCCCAGUGAAUGCUAGUCUUUCAUGUGAAAUGUGAAGCUGCCAUGUUGCCUUUUCUGUUAGUGUGAUAACUAGUAGCUGGUACAUAAUCACUAAGGAGCUAUUUCUUAACACGCUUUGAUAGACCACGUUAAUGCUAGACCACUAUUUAAGGGCUGCUCUCACACCUUUGUAGCCAUAAGAGUCUGGCUUAGAACAGACAUCUCUGUGCAAUAACAUGUGGCCACUAGAAAUCCCUGGCCUGUAUUUGUACUGGGGCAGCAAUGACUCCCAAGGGCCAAAAGAGUUAAAGGCAUGACUGGGAUUUCUUCUGAGACUGUGGUGAAACUCCUUCCAAGGCUGGGGGUUCAUUAGGUGCUUUGGAGGAACUCAGCAUCACUUGAUAUUCAGUAGCCACUUGAGCCAAAUAGAAAAUUGUAUUUACCGCUAAUGGACUCAAUUUGAGCCUUCAAAUUUGUGAUUAUCCUAUUGUAUUGUAAACUAAUACAUUGUCUGUCUAGCAUUGAUUAGGUUCUUGUGCAUAUGUAUUUCACAGUGCCCUCCCCUCCCCAGAUCUUAAUUAAACCAGAUUUUGGAAACUCA
This is a messenger RNA of Leopardus geoffroyi (Geoffroy's cat), 5277 nucleotides long. RefSeq names its product LHFPL tetraspan subfamily member 2 (gene LHFPL2). The record is from RefSeq and is a predicted model, not a curated record. NCBI's taxonomy places the organism in Eukaryota, Metazoa, Chordata, Mammalia, Carnivora, Felidae. Gene Ontology annotation, cellular component: membrane. Bases 798 to 1484 code for a protein of 228 amino acids. The transcript has 5 exons.